AUGAACAACCCGUUUAGAAGAUCGUCCCAGUCGUCAGACGAUGACCCGUUCGACGUUCCAGAAAAUUACUAUGGCUCUACCACCAACCCCGCAAAGGCAUCGAAGGACCUGAAGUUCGGCAGGGUCAGAACGUUUUCGGUGUUUGAGGCAAAGACCACUCGCUUAAACACCUUGAUGUCUCCUCUGAUGUCGACUGAGUCCGUGGACGAUGCGUCCAACCAGGGCUCCUCCACGUCGCUGGCCACAUCCCCCACCCCUGAGGUUGAAGACGGCCAUGUCCCUCCUUCUGCUCAAGUGGACAGCCUUAGAAGAGGGUCCAUUGUGCCCAUAUAUCACGAUGUGACAAGUACGGACUCGUUGGGAGGCACCACGAAGCCCGUGGAGAUCCAGGCUCCAAGACCCAUCUCCCAAAGAAGAGCUUCAUUAGACCUGUCGAUCUUGGCCCCCAAGAAGUUCUACAUCAACGACAUUGACAUGACGCUCAAGGAGCUUUUGCAGAACGAGGACACGGACCACAAUUUCCAGAUCACUAUCGAGGAUUCGGGGCCCAAGGUGUUGAACUUGGGAACUGCCAACUCCAACGGCUACAACCAAUUCGCCGUGAGAGGCACCUACCAGCUUCUGAACCUCUUGCAGGAGCUCACCAUUGCCAAACGAUUUGGCAGAAACCAGAUGAUUUUGGAUGAACAAAGGCUCUGCGAAAACCCGGUGAGAAGAAUGAAGAGACUCAUCACCACCCAGUUCUGGAGAGCCCUCACCAGAAAGAUCACCAGAGAGAAUAUCGUAGAAAUGGCUCGUGAUACCAAGAUCGUGGAGGAGUACAUUAACGAGAAGGGGGAGCUCGUCAAGAACGCCGAGUCUGUGCGCUUGUACAUUCCUCAUGACAGACCUGACCAGUACGAGUAUUUUAGCUCCAUCAAGAAGGAGAAUCCUGAAAUCACAUUGGAUGUUCAGUACCUUCCUGAGAAAAUAGACGCUGCUUUUAUCAAGUCGAUCAACAAGAAGCCAGGGCUUUUGGCGCUUGAAGCUAAACCUGGCCCCGAUGGUGAUCUUCAAAACGAACCCUACGUUGUUCCUGGUGGCAGAUUCAACGAGCUUUACGGCUGGGACUCGUACAUGAUUGUUCUUGGGCUUCUUCUUGAUGCCACCCCCGAGGACCAGAAGAAUUUGCAGUUGUCCCGUGGUAUGACUGAAAACUUCAUCUACGAGAUCAAGCACUACAACAAGAUCUUAAACGCCAAUAGAUCAUAUUACUUGGGCCGUUCGCAGCCUCCAUUUUUGACUGACAUGGCUUUGCGAGUGUUUGAGAAAACUUUAGAGCUCAACCCCAACAGCCAGGAUGACGCCCUCGACUUCUUAAAGAGAUCCACUCUUGCUGCCAUCAAGGAGUAUGAUACAGUGUGGGUAUGCAAGCCUCGUCUUGACGAACGCACAGGCCUUUCCUGUUACCACCCUGACGGUGAAGGUAUUCCUCCUGAGACUGAGGCGUCCCAUUUUAAUGCUAUUCUCGCACCAUACUUGAAGAAGCACAAUGUUACUCAGCCCGAGUUCAUUGAAAUGUACAAUGCGAAGCAAGUUCAUGAACCAGACUUGGACGAGUAUUUCUUACACGAUAGAGCUGUUAGAGAAUCCGGGCACGACACCUCAUACCGUUUGGAAGGCAAAGCUGCAUACUUGGCAACCGUCGAUUUGAAUUCAUUGAUAUACAAGUACGAGGUUGACAUUGCCUCGAUUAUAGAGAAGCAUUUCGGUGGGGAAUUGUUCGACCCUCGCACUGGCCAUACGAACACGCCAGCUGAAUGGCGCAAAAAAGCCGAGCUUCGACAGAAGAGAAUGACAGAGUACUUGUGGAACGAGGAAGACUUCAUCUUCUACGACUACCACAUCAAGGAACAGAAACAGAGCAAGUACGAGUCGGCCACCUGUUUCUGGCCAUUAUACGCUGGUGCUGCCACCGAAGAUCAGGCCGACAAGCUUGUGCGUGACUCACUUCGCAAAUUCGAAGAAGACGGAGGACUUGUGUCUGGAACAUUACGUUCUCGUGGCGAGGUGAGUAUUCUGAGACCAUCGCGUCAGUGGGACUACCCUUAUGGUUGGGCGCCGCAACAGAUGUUGGCGUGGAUCGGCUUAACAAAUUACAACUACAACGGUGCAGCCAGACGCUUGGCCUACAGAUGGCUCUACAUGAUGACGAGAGCGUUUGUGGACUACAAUGGUGUCGUUGUUGAGAAGUAUAAUGUUCUUUCUGGUGCGGUACCUCACAGAGUGAACGCCGAAUAUGGCAACCAAGGCGCUGACUUCAAGGGCGUAGCUACUGAGGGUUUCGGCUGGGUUAAUGCCAGUUACCUUGUUGGACUCACUUAUUUGAACUUGCAAGCCCAGAGAAGUCUCGGUGCAUUGAUCCCUCCAGAUGUGUUCUUGAAGAACAUGAAUGAGUCCCAGAAGGAGCUUUACACAUGA
Messenger RNA from Candidozyma auris, 2460 nucleotides. It is a transcript of the gene NTH1, whose product is annotated as alpha,alpha-trehalase NTH1. NCBI's taxonomy places the organism in Eukaryota, Fungi, Ascomycota, Pichiomycetes, Serinales, Metschnikowiaceae. Gene Ontology annotation, molecular function: alpha,alpha-trehalase activity; calcium ion binding. The record is from RefSeq and is a predicted model, not a curated record. Gene Ontology annotation, cellular component: cytoplasm. Bases 1 to 2460 code for a protein of 819 amino acids. The transcript has a single exon. Gene Ontology annotation, biological process: trehalose catabolic process.